Molecule: messenger RNA, 806 nt
Organism: Oryzias melastigma (Indian medaka)
Lineage: Eukaryota; Metazoa; Chordata; Actinopteri; Beloniformes; Adrianichthyidae
Product: digestive organ expansion factor
Biological process (GO): maturation of SSU-rRNA from tricistronic rRNA transcript (SSU-rRNA, 5.8S rRNA, LSU-rRNA)
Cellular component (GO): small-subunit processome; nucleolus
Molecular function (GO): U3 snoRNA binding; rRNA binding
Source: RefSeq, a predicted model, not a curated record
AUACGUAAAUCGUCCACUCGGUGGCAGUGUAGCGUGCAGUGGGGUGUAGUAGUGACGCAGCAGAAGAAGAAAUCCUCCUGUUGUGAUGCUAACAGAACGUGUGCUCUGAUACUGUUCUGUACCUCAGAUAUAAGAAGUUGUGGAGAAGACAACAUCUGGCAGCUAAUGAAAAAGUCAAACUACGUUACCAAGGAUGGGAACGCUCCUCUGCACCUUUUUCCUUGAGAAGUCUGGCCAUGUGUGAUCCAAAAGUAACACCUGAGGAGAUCAACCCUCUCCAGCUGGAGUUACAGACCCUCACGGCCUCCUCCAAGGAUUUGGGUUACUCAGAGAGAGGUCUACUUAAGCUGGGCCCUCAGGUCUGCAGUGGUACUGCCUCCACAUGCUCAACCACGUCCUGAAGGCCAACUCUCAAGUACUGUCACAAAAUGCCCAGCUGAAGGAGCAGAGAAGAACAUCUGCAGCUGAGUUCCAGGAACAACACAGAGAACAGGGACUGAGCAUGUCUGAGUCUGCAUGAGGCCAAAGGCAAGAAGAGGUAGUUGUGAACAACAACAAGAAAUUCAAAGAGGAGUUUGGCCGGGAUGCAGACCAAAAGCAGUUGAACCUACGCAUACCUGAUGAUCACCACGUCACCAUCUUUGAUGGGGUGUCCACUGUGAGAAACACACCUCUGACAUCAUCAUCUCAUCUCCAUUGAGGCUGCACUCCGUUCUGAGAGCAUAAGGAGAAAAGAAGCGACUUAGACUUUCUGUCAUCCAUGGAGCUGCUGGUGGUGGAUCAGCCAGACAUCUUCCUCAUGCAGA